CUCUCCCGUGACCGCAGGCGCAACCUCUGGGUUCGCAACGGCAGCAACGGCUGAGGCAGGCGGGAUCGGCACUGGAAGGAGGAGGAGCCCGACCCUAGCCGGAAACACCGACGCCUCGAGGCCUCCCGGGAGCUGCCGCGCUGCUGGUGCCGCCGCCUGCUCAGCUCGUGGAACGCGAGCGGGCGGCGGGCGGGCGGGGACUCCGCACAGGAGGCGGGCGGGGGCGGAGCCGCUCUCCUCAGCGCCGGCCCCGGGCCUGCCCCGUGCCGCUCUGCCCGGUCCGCCCAGCCCUGUGUGGCAGCGGCUCUCGGCGGCGGUGGGGCCCCCGCAGCAGCAGGUGCGGAUGGCCCAGCAGCAAGUCUGGGCGGCGCUCGAAGUGGCGCUCCGAGUGCCCUGCCUCUACAUCAUCGACGCCAUCUUCAACUCCUACUACGAUUCCAGCCAAAGCCGGUUCUGCAUCCUGCUCCAGGUCUUCCUCCGGCUCCUCGGUAUCUUUGUAUCCAGUGUUGUUCUGAUCUUGUCACAACGCUCACUUUUCAAGUUUUACAUGUACAGCUCUGCCUUUCUAUUAGCUGCAACUUCAGUAUUGGUGAAUUACUAUGCUUCUUUGCACAUUGACUUCCAUGGUGCAUACAACACGUCAGCUUUUGGAAUUGAGCUGCUUCCCCGGAAAGGGCCGUCACUGUGGAUGACACUCAUUGUUCUACAGCUAACCUUUGGAAUUGGAUAUGUCACAUUACUCCAGAUUCACUCUAUCUAUUCACAAUUAAUUAUUUUGGAUCUCUUGGUUCCUAUAAUAGGCUUAAUCACAGAGCUGCCAUUACAUAUCAGAGAGACUUUAGUUUUUACCUCUUCCUUGAUUCUUAUAUUAAAUACAGUGCUUGUCUUGGCAGUGAAACUUAAGUGGUUUUAUUAUUCCACACGAUAUGUUUACCUGUUAGUGAGGCAUAUGUACCGAAUUUAUGGAUUACAGUUAUUGAUGGAGGACACAUGGAAGAGGAUUCAUUUCCCAGACAUACUUCGGGUCUUCUGGUUAACAAGAAUUACAGCUCAGGCUACAGUGUUAAUGUACAUUUUAAGGAUGGCAAAUGAAACCGAGUCCUUCUUUAUUUCUUGGGAUGAUUUCUGGGACCUCAUUUGUAAUCUUAUAAUUAGUGGGUGCGAUUCUACACUAACUGUACUAGGCAUGAGUGCUGUAAUUUCCUCAAUAGCUCAUUAUUUGGGCCUUGGAAUAUUGGCCUUUAUUGGAUCAACCGAAGAAGAUGACAGGCGGCUUGGCUUUGUAGCACCUGUAUUAUUUUUUAUUUUGGCUCUUCAGACUGGUUUAAGUGGGCUGAGACCGGAAGAGAGACUUAUUCGAUUAAGUAGAAACAUGUGCCUUUUAUUAACUGCAGUCCUGCAUUUCAUCCAUGGAAUGACAGACCCUGUAUUAAUGUCUCUCAGUGCCUCCCAUGUGUCAUCUUUCCGUAGACAUUUUCCUGUGCUGUUUGUCUCUGCUUGCCUGUUUGUUCUUCCUGUUUUACUCAGUUACGUUCUUUGGCAUCAUUAUGCACUAAAUACAUGGUUGUUUGCAGUUACAGCCUUUUGUGUGGAACUCUGCUUAAAAGUAAUUGUUUCUCUCACUGUUUAUACUUUAUUCAUGAUUGACGGCUACUAUAAUGUCCUCUGGGAAAAGCUUGAUGAUUAUGUCUACUAUGUUCGCUCAACAGGCAAUAUUAUUGAAUUUAUAUUUGGAGUAGUAAUGUUUGGGAAUGGGGCUUAUACCAUGAUGUUUGAGUCAGGAAGUAAAAUCCGUGCUUGUAUGAUGUGCCUACAUGCAUAUUUUAACAUCUACUUACAAGCAAAAAAUGGCUGGAAGACAUUCAUGAAUCGUAGAACUGCUGUUAAGAAAAUCAAUUCACUUCCUGAAAUAAAAGGGAGCCGUUUGCAAGAAAUAGAUGAUGUAUGUGCAAUCUGCUAUCAUGAGUUUACGACAUCUGCUCGUAUGACGCCAUGUAAUCAUUAUUUCCAUGCACUCUGCCUUCGGAAAUGGCUAUACAUUCAAGAUACUUGUCCAAUGUGCCAUCAAAAAGUGUACCUUGAAGAUGAUAUCAAGGACAAUUCAAAUCUAUCUAACAACAAUGGAUUUAUUGCACCCAAUGAAAAUCAAAAUCCAGAGGAAGCUGUAAGAGAAGAUGCUGCUGAAUCUGACCGAGAAUUGAAUGAGGAUGACAGUACAGACUGUGAUGAUGAGGUUCAAAGAGAAAGGAAUGGAGGGAUUCAGCACACAGGUGCAGCAGCAGAAGAAUUUAAUGAUGAUACAGAUUAAAGUAGCAUUUACUAAUCAUUGAGGUAUUUGUUUAAAAUUCAGUUCAUCCAAAAUGGAGUAAUAUGCAUCACAUCAGUGUGUAACCAAGCACAAAAACAGUAUCAAUGUUGAAUCUGUGAGUGAUUUUCCAUUUACUGUGAUGUGCUACUGUAAAUAUACCUCUUUAAUUACUUCUGGUCUCUUUGGUGACCUAUUUAAAUUUGUGUACAUUAUUGUACAUAGAAUAAAAUGUUUUCACAUUUUUAUGACAAAAUUUGAACAAAUAGCUUUUUAAUGGAUUAAUAAUGGUCAUAUGGUGCGUCAUUUGUGCCAAAGAUUCCUCAGUGAAAUUA
Nannospalax galili (Upper Galilee mountains blind mole rat) is the source of this 2640-nucleotide messenger RNA. It is a transcript of the gene Rnf139, whose product is annotated as ring finger protein 139. Gene Ontology annotation, cellular component: endomembrane system; endoplasmic reticulum. Gene Ontology annotation, molecular function: ubiquitin protein ligase activity. The transcript has 2 exons. The record is from RefSeq and is a predicted model, not a curated record. Bases 344 to 2308 code for a protein of 654 amino acids. Gene Ontology annotation, biological process: ERAD pathway. NCBI's taxonomy places the organism in Eukaryota, Metazoa, Chordata, Mammalia, Rodentia, Spalacidae.